Molecule: messenger RNA, 4576 nt
Organism: Drosophila albomicans
Lineage: Eukaryota; Metazoa; Arthropoda; Insecta; Diptera; Drosophilidae
Gene: 2mit
Exons: 2
Coding region: 83-3604 (1173 amino acids)
Molecular function (GO): protein binding
Source: RefSeq, a predicted model, not a curated record
AACACCAAAAAAAAGUUAUAGACAAUCAUUGCCAACCAGGCAUAAAGUCAGCCGAGGCACUAAAAAACACAAAAACAAAAACAUGAAGCAUGCGCGCAACUGUGAUCUGCCAGCCACGGCCAUUAUUGGAAUAUUGCUGUUGUCCAUUUCAACCGUGGGUGGCACGCACGCAGUGUCCUUGACAAAUGCCGCGGCCAAAGAACAGGAGCUGCAACUAUCGCUGCAUCGUCAUCUGAGUUUUAAGAGCGUGCAACGCAUGCUGCGCGAUGAAAACGAGCCCGCCAACUAUAAAAGCGAACUGCGUUACUAUCAGAAACGGGAGACGCAGACACAACAUGAACUCCACAAGCGUGAGAUCAGCGUGUCCACAGCAUUGCUCAAUCUCACGGCUCAAGGUCUGACAGCCUACGACAGUCAGAAGAACUAUCAAGGACAGUUUGAACUCGUCACCCACAUGGAUCUGAGCAACAAUAAAUUAAGCAGCCUGAAACUGGAUAACUUUGUGCAACUGAAACAGCUGGAUGUGAGCAAUAAUUCACUGACAACACUGCCUGCUGCUGGCUCAAUGUUAGUCACUUUGGAUCUCGCCUGCAAUCGCUUGGGUCAGCUGUCGGCCAGCUACUUUGCCCAACGAAUGCCUCAACUCAAACAUCUCAAUCUGGCGCACAACCAACUGGGAAAUAUAUCGCGGCAGGCAUUCUACAAUUUGAACAGCCUCGAAACGCUAUUGCUGAGUCACAACAACAUCACGGACAUCGACUAUGAAACAUUUCUGGCAUUGCCAAAUCUACAACACUUGGAUUUAUCGCAUAAUCAACUUAGCGGCUCGGCCAUAAGAGCUCUACAAGGUAUUCCCGAUCUUGUGAGUCUCUCGAUUUCACACAAUCCACAAGUGGGCACGGCCAUGCAGGAGUUUGUCGCCUCGUGGAGUCUCAAGGAGCUGGACGCCAGUGGCACAGGACUCUGUCAAGUGCCAGCUGCAUUGGCGCAAUCUGUGCGCACGCUCAAAUUGUCGCACAACUGGCUCAAGGCUAUUAACUGCGGUGAUCUAGACAGCUAUCCUUUGCUGCAAUAUUUGGAUCUAUCCUACUCGCAAAUUGCCCAAGUGGAGGACGAUGCGCUCGGUCGCCUCGAGCUGCUUGAAAUACUCUUUCUCGAUCACAACAGUUUGAUGCGUGUGCCCAGUACUUUGCCCACUUCUCUGGAGCAUCUGUUCAUGCAACACAAUCACAUUAUGGAACUGCAACCACAGGCAUUUGCCGCACUAAGCAAUUUAAAAACCCUCGAUUUGUCGGGAAAUCGUUUACUAUAUUUGCCAGCGCUGCCGUUGCCCAAGCUACUCACGCUUAAUUUGCAAUCGUCGGGCAUUGAAAGCGUUAGUCAGUCGAUUGUGCAUACCCUGCCGCAGUUGCGGGAUCUUUUGCUGGAGGAUAAUCCCAUUAGGUGCAGCGAUCUGCUGGGCAUUGCCGAGUGGGCGAGUCCGUGUCGUAGCCCCGAUAUGGGUCAAUCACCGGGUCGCAUCGAUUUGAAGAGUCGUUUCGUGCAAUCGCAGAACUUUUAUGAGCCCUUCAGCAGUCAAUGUGGACGAGAGGGAACGAAAGACGACGCGCAGCAAGAUGAAUGGACUAAAUCUAUGCCGCCCACUUGCGGCCUGUCAGCAACAGCAGCAGCAACAACAACAGCACCAUCAACUAUGCUCAAAGUGCACAAGUCAAAGGCAGCAGCAACAGCAACAACAACCAUGGCAACACUAACAAGUGCAAUGCAAUCAAGCGGCAACAACAUUGCGCUAGUAACCGCAAAAACUUUAGGGCCAGUUGAAACAACUUCGUUAGUGAAACUGCAGCGCCAACAAAUGCCUGGCAUGCCAACUGCAACAACAACAACAACAACAGCAACAAUAACAACCACAGCUCUUAGUCAAACAGCAACAGCCAGUGGCAUGCCAAGUUUGGUGGCAGCAGCAGCAACUCUUGCUGCCAAUCGCACAAACAUUUUGGCAGCACAACCAGCAGCAGCAGUCAGUUCACUGCCGCCAGCGUCGAGUCGAGCAGACGUUGUAAAUUCAACUGUAGCAACAACAACAACACCGCCAAAAAGACUCGCCAUGCCAACUCACAUUAGCGAUGUUGCUGAGGUUGCCACAACAGCAACACAAGGCAAUGUGCCACAAACAAUUUCGACGCUUAUAACUGCCAAAGAAGAAAGUCAAAAGCUGUCUAAUAAUACAGCAAACAGUUUAUUAAAACUGACGACAUCGACAAUCGAAACGCCCAGCGAGACAUCCGGUCAAGAGGUGGCAUCAUCGACGUCGAUUCCGAAGGCACAGUCACAGCCACAGCUGCAACAUAAGCAUGCCACAUUGCAGUUGCACAUUAAGAACCGUCAUCUAAUUGGUACGCCCUUGCUGAUGCACAAGGGCGAUAACCUGCUCGUGGAUGCCGAGCAGUUGCUGCUGCCCGGUACGGCAACAGUGGCGGAUGCGGAAACAUUGGAUGCCAGCCAGCAGCGACAGGAAGCGACUGAUAAGCGACAGCCGGAUGUAAUAAAGGGCGACACAAAGGCUACAUCGCUGGAGACGACGACAGAGAAGACAGCAGCAUCAACAGCAGCAUCAACAACAACAGCAACAACAGAAUCAGUAGCAACAGCAACAUCUACAACAGCAGCCAAAACGCACAAGAAAAAGAAUCCCUCGCUAAGCAUCAAAAAGAUGACCUACAGCACAAAGCACGCAACAACUAUGAAAACAACGGCAACAGCAACAACAACAAUGCGAGAAGUGACAACAACAAGUAGCGAACACCAACAGCAUCAACACAGCAGCGUGAAUACGCCAAAUGCUGUGAAACAAGAGCUCAGCACAUUCGCCCAACUGAAGGCCUUUGUGGAUCUCAAGACGGAAGCCUCGAAGUCAGCACAUCUGCUGGACACACGCCAGGAAACACAACAAACCCUGCCUGGCAGUCAUCCGGGUCUUAUGCUCUUGCUGGCAUGCGUCCUGGUCAUUGUCCUGUUGGCGGGCCUGGCGCAUGUUUAUCGCUGUGAGCUUCCGUGGCAACGCAGCGGACGCGCCGGACAGACACGACCGCAUCAUCAGCGCCAGUUCAAUGAGAACGAUGAUGUGCACAGCUUUCUGCACUAUCAAGGAUCGAGCAAUGCGGAUCCAGCACGUCUGCAAGCCUGGCAUCACAGCACUAGACGCGAAGCACCCUACAGCUCGCCUCUACACAAUCUGCAAGCCCGCGAAUUGCAGCGCGAACAGCAGAAGCUGCAAUUUUACAGUGCCUCCCUAGCUGACAGCUCCAUUGGCAGUGGAAGUGGCAGUGGCAGCGCCUGCUCCUCGGGCAGCAGUCGCUCGAGCUUGCACUCGCCCAGCAAUGAGGAUAGCUACUACAUUGAGAUGGCACCCAGCAGUCCCAAUGCGGCGGCCAAUUCGCUGUCCAGUCUGCCCAUGGAGCUGCUGAGUGGCAGUCGUAGCAGCGGCAAUGUGGCAGCCACAGAAUUGGGAGGUGGUGCCGCCACAUUGACAUCGGCAACGACGCUCAGAUCGGUGAGCAGCAAACUGAUGGCGCCCAGUUCGCGUCGGUUGGGCAUCUGGUGACAAACCGUCUUCGGACAGCGACAAUACGCACCCUUCCAGUAAUUCAAUGGCAAAUAGAAAUCAUUAUUCUUAGUUUUAAGCAAGAAUGAGAGACAAGUCCCAACUGCCCUCUGCCAGCUACCACUUGCCAGCUGCCAACUGUCAGUGUCCGACUGGUCGAAAGUGAGUCAUAAAGCUAAAAACAGCAGCAACAAUCUAAAUAAGGGACUACUUGCACCCACAUAGAUAUAUUAUAUAUAUAAAUAUAUUUAUAUAUUUGAGUAUGUGUGUGUACACAGUCUAGCUUGAUUUAUGGCUCUGCGUGGCCGCACACGUGGCAGGCCUCUUAGCGUCUAGGUUAGCAGCAACAAUUUGUCAUAAAGUUGCGUUACGUAUACGCCAAGUAGUCAAGCAGCCAAAUAGCCACCGUGUCCGCCUACCGUCUCCCGCCUCCAUCGCAACCACAACGCCAAUCGACGGCAACUUUUUAUGGGCCAUCGAGCACUCUGAGCAGCGAAAGCCCACUGCCCUUCAAUUUAAUGUCCAUCUUGUGGUCGUAUUUGGGUCAGUUUACUUGAGGCCAACGCCGUGCGUUGUCUAUGUGUAUGUGUGUGUGUGGGCCAGUUAAGUACGUAUGUGUGUGUGUCUGUGUGUGUGUGUGUGAGUAUAUAAGUGCCUGUCCGUUGGCCAAGAUUAAGUGCUUUGAUAGUCGUGCAUAUAAAAAUGAAAUAUCGAUAAAGUAUUAAAUAACAAUUUAGUUUAUGACAAGGCUCCAGCUAUCAAUGCGCAUUAUAAGUUCUCAGCAACAGACGCUGAGCAAUGCAGAUUUAAAGAGAAUAUAUUGUAUAUCCAUAUAAAUAAUAACUCAAUUUGUUAUGGAUGUAACUUGUAACUUGUUCCGCAUGAUUACAACAUAUGUAUACUUGAUUGAGCUUCGAAUAGCAUGUCCCAGUUUAAUUAUAGUUUUGCAAUUUCAGCUAUUGCUGCCACUUC